AUGCAGUCGUCGUCGUCGUCGCCAUACCAGCUCCACAUCCAGCUGCCGUCGUCGCACCACGCCAACUACAUGCAGCAGCACAUGUACCAGUGCAUGCCGGGCACGCCGACGCCGUCCGAGGCCGUCGACUCGGGCAUGUCGGGCGACGAGUCGCCGUCCGAGUCGCGCAAGUCGCGCGAGAUGGCACCGUUCUUGCGCAAUUUGCGCAACAUGCUCGAGCGCGAAAACCCCGAAGUGCUGCGCUGGUCCAAGGACGGCACGGCCUUUGAGAUCCACGACAUGGACGAGAUGAUGAACACGCGCCAGCUCAACUACUUCAACUUUAAAAAGUGGACCAAGAGCCGCGCCAACGUGUGCACGUUCAGCAACGAGUACUUUACGCGCCACGAGCCGUACCGGAGCACGCUCAUUACGCGCAAGAAGAGCAUGAGCUCGCAGAAGGAGGCGCUCGCGGCCGACGACGACCACCACCACCACCACAACCACGAAGAGAAGGUGCUCUCGCGCAAGAACUCGGCGCACCGCCUUCCGCGCACGCCGAGCAGCGGCUGCAGCACACCGACCGGCUACUACUCGUGCGACUCGCCUGUCGCGAUCAAGAAGGAGCACCUCGUCAUCACGAACGGCAGCCUCGACUCGUCCUUCAACUCGAUGAGCCUCCACAAGCAAAAGGCCGCGGUCAUGGGCCAGAAGGCGUCGAUGGACUGCUACGCGUCGCCGUACGAGAACAAGCACUUGACGCGCGUCAUGGGCAAGAAGCAGCCAGCGCCGCAACGCGUCAUGGCCGAAGACCUCACGGCAAUGCACGACGAGCUCGACUGGAUCGCCGACAGCGACCUCGAGAACAUCCGCGACUCGGUCACGAGCCUCACGAGCACGCACUCGGGUGGCGAAUGGGACGACAACGACAUGAACUGGGUCGACCUCCUGCCCUACAACGACCCGUCGGCUUUUGAGUCGGGCAGCGACCAGUACAUGCGCCAGCAGUUCGUGCCUGUCAAUGGCAUGGGUUACCACUACGCUGCCACGAUCUAG
Saprolegnia parasitica CBS 223.65 is the source of this 1035-nucleotide messenger RNA. RefSeq lists its product as hypothetical. The transcript is spliced from 2 exons. The record is from RefSeq and is a predicted model, not a curated record. Gene Ontology annotation, biological process: regulation of DNA-templated transcription. Lineage: Eukaryota; Oomycota; Saprolegniomycetes; Saprolegniales; Saprolegniaceae. The coding region runs from base 1 to 1035 and encodes 344 amino acids. Gene Ontology annotation, molecular function: sequence-specific DNA binding; DNA-binding transcription factor activity.